This is a messenger RNA of Acanthoscelides obtectus, 195 nucleotides long. The record is from the annotation of a GenBank genome assembly. Lineage: Eukaryota; Metazoa; Arthropoda; Insecta; Coleoptera; Chrysomelidae.
AUGAGGUGCCGAAACAAGUGUUCCGCUGUGAGCGUAAAGAACACCGAUAGGCAUGCAUUUGUAGUGUGUCAAGAUCACAUCAGGUUGCUAGUUUGUCGAAGAAUGAUUAAAGUUGAUGAAGACGACCCAGUGGGAGGUGAGCUGUUUACUUUACUCAACGAUAUUUCCUUCCAAAUGGCACAAAUGUUGAAAUAA